This is a messenger RNA of Sphenostylis stenocarpa, 1011 nucleotides long. The record is from the annotation of a GenBank genome assembly. Lineage: Eukaryota; Viridiplantae; Streptophyta; Magnoliopsida; Fabales; Fabaceae.
AUGGCCUCAAGUGUUGUUUGUCAAUAUCCGAGCAAAUCACAAUUGCAGGAUGAGAAUUUUGAAGAUGAAAUGGUUGUAACAUCAGCAGCUGAUGAUGAUGGAAAGGAGUGUAAUGGAGCACCGAAAGACACAUCUCCUGUGAUUCCUGGGUGGUACGUUGAUGUUUCUUGGCCAGGAGAAGCACACAUAUAUAAAAUGGAAAAAAUCAUAUUCCAAGGGAAAUCAGAAUUCCAAGAGCUUCUUGUAUUUGAGUCAUCCAGACAUGGCAAGGUUGCAAUUCUGGAUGGGGAUAUCCAGCUGACAGAGAAUGAUGAGUUUGCUUACCAAGAGAUGCUCACUCACCUUGCACUCUGUUCCAUUCCAAAUCCAAAGAAGGUACUGCUAGUUGGAGGGGGAGAUGGUGGAAUUCUUAGGGAAAUAUCACGACAUUCUUCUGUUGAGCAUAUUGAUAUAUGUGAAAUAGACAAAAUGGUGAUUGAUGUUUAUAAGAAGUUUUUCCCAGAUAUAGCUGUUGGUUACGAGGAUCCCCGAGUGCAUGUUCAUAUCAGAGAUGGAAUUGCGUUCAUCAAAUAUGUUCCUGAGGGCACUUACGAUGUCAUUAUAUUGGAUGCUUUUCAACCCAUGGGACCUAUUGCGGAAGUUCUUGCUGAUAACUGCUUCUUAGAAUCAGUAGCAAAGGCUCUUCGGCCUGGUGGAGUGUUGUCUGCUCCAGCAGACAGCUUGUGGCUUAAGAACUUUGUAGUUGCGGAUACCAUAGCAAAAUGCAAGAAUAUAUUCAAAGGCUCUGUUAACUAUGCUUGGACCACAGUUCCUACAUAUGCAAGUGGGGUGAUUGGAUUCAUGCUUUGCUCCACGGAGGGUCCCCAAGUCAACUUCAAACACCCAAUAAAUCCAUUGAACCCAGAGCAAAAUGGUGUCGCAAAGGGACCUCCGAAGUUUUAUAAUUCAGAGAUCCAUGCUGCUGCAUUCUGUCUUCCUUCUUUUGUGGACAAGGUUGUUGAUUCAAAAUGA